AUGGUGGCCUACGUAGACGAUAUACUAGUAAAGAGUCGGGAGGAAAUCAAUCAUGUCGGGGACUUGGCCGACUGCUUUCAGGUAAUGCUUAAAUACAAUUUACGGCUUAAUCCGAAAAAUUGUGCUUUCGCCGUGCAAGGUGGGAAGUUCUUAGGGUAUAUGGUUACCAAGAGGGGCAUCGAGCUCAACCCUGAGAAGGUACAGGCCAUUAUGGAUAUGCAGCCUCCCAACACCGUUAAAGACCUACAGCGGUUGACUGGUCGACUGGCUGCCCUGAGUUGCUUCCUAAGCAAGUCGGCGGACAAGACCGUGCCCUUUUUUGAGGUUAUGAAGAGGAAGGAGGGUUUCGUGUGGACCGCCGAGUGCCAGCAAUCAUUCGAAGAGCUGAAAAAAUACCUUUCUACACCUCCGGUACUGUCCACCCCUCAGGUUGGUGAGCCAUUGUUUUUGUAUUUAGCAACAUCCCUUAGGGCGGUAAGUUCGGUGCUUAUUCGAGAGGAGGAACGUACUCAGCACCCGGUAUACUAUGUAAGUCGUUCUUUGAAAUCAGCUGAAAUGCGAUACACGCCCUUGGAGAAAAUCGUUUACGCUUUGGUGAUCACCGUGCGAGAAGACGACAAAGACGCCAUCUUGGAGGAUGGCCCCGGCGAAUGGUGGGAGAUGCACGUGGAUGGAGCGACGAGUCGCCAACAUUGCGGCGGCGGAGUCAUGUUGAUUACCCUAGAAGGGUUCAGGCUUUAUUACGCCCUGAGCUAUUUAUUCCAGACAUCUAACAAUGAGGGCGAAUAUGAAGCUGUAUUGGGAGGUCUACGACUCACCAAGACAUUAGGGGUAGGAUGCCUACGAAUCAAGACUGACUCUCGUCUGGUGGUGGGACAAGUGUCCGGGACCUGCGAAGCUAAAAACGCCCGGAUGGCUCAAUAUAAGGAGAAGACGGUAGAGCUACUGAAGGGAUUUGGCGCCUACGAGAUAGAGUAUAUCUCGCGAGCCGACAACACAGAAGCAGACAUACUGUCGAAGAUCGCUCUAGAAGGCGUGCUGGAUCAUCUUGUCAGAAUCUGCCAAAAGGACGAACUGGGAGAACUGCCGGAGGACCCCGGAGUCGCCGCCCGGGUCCGCCGCAAGGCUCCGUCGUUCGAGAUUAUCGAUGGACAAUUGUACAAACGGUCGUUUGGGGGUCCCCUCCUCAAAUGCUUACUCAGAUCUGAGCCAGAGAAAAUAAUGGACGAGGCUCAUCGUGGAAUCUGCGCGGCCCACCAGGGCACCCACACUCUCACCCGGAAGCUGGUUGUUCAAGGCUACUAUUGGCCCACUAUGAUGAGAGACUGCAUCGAGUGGAUAGCCAAAUGCGGGAUUUGCUAA
Molecule: messenger RNA, 1362 nt
Organism: Ipomoea nil (Japanese morning glory)
Lineage: Eukaryota; Viridiplantae; Streptophyta; Magnoliopsida; Solanales; Convolvulaceae
Exons: 3
Coding region: 1-1362 (453 amino acids)
Molecular function (GO): RNA-DNA hybrid ribonuclease activity; nucleic acid binding
Source: RefSeq, a predicted model, not a curated record